Molecule: messenger RNA, 2789 nt
Organism: Ricinus communis (castor bean)
Lineage: Eukaryota; Viridiplantae; Streptophyta; Magnoliopsida; Malpighiales; Euphorbiaceae
Product: putative DEAD-box ATP-dependent RNA helicase 29
Exons: 11
Coding region: 209-2578 (789 amino acids)
Cellular component (GO): nucleus
Molecular function (GO): ATP binding; RNA helicase activity; RNA binding
Source: RefSeq, a predicted model, not a curated record
GUGACUCAGCUCCAGUUCGGCUAGAUUGCACCCCACAACCUAGUCGAAGCACGGCAAGGUUGGUCUGCAGCCCAACUAAAACCCUAACGUUGGUGAGUUCCCAUGACAAAAGAAAAACCCUAGAAACACAUAUCGGUCUCUUCAACAAUCAUAUCCUCAAUCUGUUCACUGCAGCAUUUAAAAAACAAAGCAACCACCAUCUCCGAUAAUGGGAAAAGCAGAACCAUUAGUAAGCUCAAAAGCAGAGCUAAAGCACAAGCAAAACCUCAAAAAGAAAGCGAAAUCAGGUGGCUUCGAAUCCCUAAACCUAAGCCCUAAUGUAUACAAUGGAGUCAAGCGGAAAGGUUACCGUGUCCCUACACCUAUCCAACGCAAGACCAUGCCUAUCAUUCUCUCCGGCUCCGAUGUUGUCGCUAUGGCUCGUACGGGCUCUGGUAAAACGGCAGCGUUUUUAAUUCCUAUGCUUGAGAGAUUGAAACAACAUGUGUCUCAAGGUGGUGCUAGAGCUCUCAUUUUGUCACCUACUAGGGACUUGGCUUUGCAGACUUUGAAAUUUACUAAAGAGCUUGGCAGGUUUACUGAUCUUCGAGCUAGUUUAUUGGUUGGUGGUGAUAGCAUGGAAAGUCAGUUUGAGGAAUUAGCUCAGAAUCCUGAUAUAAUAAUUGCAACUCCUGGUAGGCUUAUGCACCAUUUGUCUGAGGUUGAUGAUAUGUCAUUACGGACUGUGGAAUAUGUGGUUUUUGAUGAAGCAGAUAGUCUAUUUGGUAUGGGUUUUGCUGAGCAGUUGCAUCAAAUCCUUACCCAGUUGAGUGAGAAUCGACAGACCUUGCUUUUUAGUGCAACUUUGCCAAGUGCUCUUGCUGAGUUUGCUAAGGCUGGUCUAAGAGAUCCUCAGCUUGUUCGGCUUGAUGUGGAUACUAAGAUUAGCCCUGAUUUGAAGACUGUGUUUUUCACUUUACGGCAAGAGGAAAAAUAUGCGGCACUGCUAUAUUUGGUUAGGGAGCACAUUAGUUCUGACCAGCAGACUUUGAUUUUUGUGUCCACUAAACAUCAUGUUGAGUUCCUUAAUAUUUUGUUUCGAGAAGAGGGUAUCGAGCCUUCUGUAUGUUACGGUGAUAUGGAUCAAGAUGCACGAAAGAUUCAUGUAUCGAGGUUCAGGGCACAAAAAACUAUGUUGUUGAUUGUAACAGAUGUGGCGGCUAGGGGGAUUGAUAUCCCCUUGCUUGAUAAUGUCAUCAACUGGGACUUCCCCCCAAAACCUAAAAUUUUUGUCCAUCGUGUAGGACGAGCUGCAAGGGCAGGUCGGACUGGUACAGCGUUCUCUUUUGUGACAUCUGAAGAUAUGCCUUACCUUUUGGAUCUUCAUCUAUUUCUUUCUAAACCAAUCAGGGCUGCUCCAACUGAGGAAGAGGUUGUGAAGGACAUGGAUCGAGUUAUGAUGAAAAUUAAUGAAGCAGUUGCAAAUGGGGAAACUAUUUAUGGACGUUUCCCGCAGACGGUUCUCGAUCUCGUUUCAGAUAGAGUUCGAGAGGUUAUUGAUUCAUCUGCAGAACUGACUUCCUUGCAGAAAACCUGUACAAAUGCUUUUAGGCUGUAUACAAAGACAAAACCCUUACCUGCAAAGGAGUCCAUUAGAAGAGUAAAAGAUUUGCCCCAUGAAGGUAUACAUCCAAUUUUUAAAAAUGGUUUGGGAGGUGGUGAGUUAACUGCACUCGCAUUUUCUGAGCGCUUAAAAGCAUUUAGACCCAAACAGACUAUACUGGAAGCUGAAGGUGAAGCUGCUAAAUCAAAGAAUGCGAGGGGUCCUUCUAGUCAAUGGGUUGAUGUGAUGAAGAGGAAAAGAGCUAUUCAUGAGAAGAUCAUUAAUUUGGUACAUCAGCAUCGUUCUAUCCAGCAAGAGGACAAGGAAGUUGAAUCUGAAAUUCCUUCUUCAAGCGGGAAGGAGAAAAAAGAAGCUCGUGGUUCUAAAAGGAAAGCAAAAAGUUUCAAAGAUGAGGAGUACUAUAUAAGUUCAGUACCAACGAAUCAUCAUACAGAGGCAGGCCUUUCAGUUAGAGCUAAUGAAGGCUUUGGAUCAAAUAGGUUGGAAGCUGCUGUCCUAGAUCUGGUUGCUGAUGAUAGCGGGGGCAUGCAGAAACAGAAGACUGUAUACCAUUGGGAUAAGAGGGGUAAAAAGUACAUCAAAUUGAAUAAUGGUGAACGUGUUACAGCUAGUGGAAAGGUAAAAACAGAAGGUGGUGCAAAAGUAAAAGCCAAUAAAACCGGGAUAUACAAGAAGUGGAAAGAACGGUCACACAGAAAAGUCUCUCUUAAAGGAGCCAGUGACGAAGGGAAUGCUGAGCAAACCUCAACCUUCUCAGGAGACAAUCGAUUGCGAGGUAAUAAUAGAAAGUUUAAAGGUGGCAAGAAGCAGAACUUCAUGCCUAAUGCUAAUGUGCGUUCAGAAAUUAAAAGUCUUGAACAAGUUCGCAAGGAGAGGCAGAAGAAGGCCAGCCAAAUGUCUCAUAUGAAGAGCAAGGGUGCCGGGGGUAAGAAGAAAUUUGGUAAAAAUGGAAAGAGAGGAAAGACGAGGAAAUAAGACCUGCCAGGUUUGAUUGCUUGAAUUGGUAUUCAUUCUUCAGUUGGAAUCUUUUUGUAGAAUUGGAGUAAUGGUGGGGGAACCCUUGCCCCCAUUACUCAGAUUGUAAAGUUUUUUUGACCUCUCCGAUCUUAUGAGCAUAGUUUUUUGUUAUAUUAUCUCCAGUCCUAACAAUUCAAAAAAGAGAGAAAAAAAAGGAAGAAUUUACUCA